Aegilops tauschii subsp. strangulata is the source of this 1976-nucleotide messenger RNA. RefSeq lists its product as uncharacterized. Lineage: Eukaryota; Viridiplantae; Streptophyta; Magnoliopsida; Poales; Poaceae. The record is from RefSeq and is a predicted model, not a curated record.
UUGCAUUGGCAAUCACUCCCCUUUCCUCAUCGCAUUCCCAAACCCCUCCGAGCUCUCUUUUCCACCGCCGCUUCUGCUCGUCGCCGGAUUACGAUUAGCCCGAACCCUCUGCUGCCGCUGCUUGCGUGAUGGCGUCGGCAGCGGAGGAGAAGCAUAAGAAUCAGGAGGCGGAGACGGGGUCGGUGAUUGGGGGCAGAGGUCUGGACGUGAGGAAGGACGGGGUGGCGAGGGAGGUGGUGCGGAUGGAGAGGGAGGCGGUGAUCCCCAUCAUCAAGCCCAAACUAGUAAUGAAGCUCGCCGACCUCAUCGAGCAUGAGGUGGAUCGCAAUGAGUUCCUAAAGCUGUGCAAGAAGGUGGAGUACACCAUCAGGGCUUGGUAUCUCCUCCAGUUCGAUGAUUUAAUGCAACUGUACUCACUAUUUGACCCUGUUAAUGGUGAGAAGAGGCUGGAACAGCAGAAUCUGACACCCGAGGAGAUCGAUACUCUUGAAUUCAAUUUCAUGACAUAUCUUUUCCAGAUAAUGGAAAAGAGCAACUUCAAGUUGUUAUCUGAUGAAGAGUAUGAUGUUGCACAGUCUGGAAAAUAUCUUUUGAACCUCCCCAUCAAAGUUGAUGAAUCUAAGCUGGACAAGAAGUUGUUGACAACAUACUUUAAAGAACACCCACAUGAUAAUCUGCCUACAUUUGCUGAUAAGUAUAUUAUCUUCCGUCGUGGCAUUGGGUUCGACCGUACAACUGAUUACUUUGUCAUGGAGAAAGUGGAUGUACUCAUAUCCCGAGUUUGGAGAUUAUUGCAAAGGGUUACCAGGAUUGAUAGGUUGUUCUCUAAGAAACCACAGUCGAAGUCAAGAAACGACAUCAAAAAGACCGACGAAAUUAUUGAAGACACAGAAGAACAAGAGCUAUUUGUCGAACGCAUUCGGCUAGAAAAAAUUGAGCUAAGCAUAAAAAACCUGAUGAGUAAGAUGACAAUUCAAGAACCUACAUUUGAUAGGAUGAUUGUAGUGUACAGGCAGGCUGGCAUGAAGGCUAAGCCUAGUCGUGGAAUAUUUGUAAAGCAUUUCAAAAAUAUUCCAAUGGCUGAUAUGGAAAUUGUUCUGCCAGAGAAGAAGAAUCCCACUUUAACACCAAUGGAUUGGGUCAAGUUUCUUAUUUCUGCUGUUAUAGGUUUGGUCACUCUUGUUGGUUCUCUUGAAAUGCCGAAGGCUGAUGUAUGGGUUGUCAUUGCAAUCAUGUCUGGGGUGAUUGGCUAUUGUGCUAAGAUCUACUUCACGUUUCAGCAAAAUAUGACACUAUAUCAGAAUUUGAUUACAAAAUCAAUGUAUGACAAACAACUUGAUAGUGGGAAAGGAACACUUCUACACUUAUGUGAUGAUGUGAUACAGCAAGAAGUUAAGGAGGUCAUAAUUUCUUACUAUAUUUUAAUGGAGCAAGGGAAGGCAACUAUACAAGAUCUUGAUUUGCAUUGUGAGGAGCUAAUUAAAGAGGAGUUUGGCGCCGAGUGCAAUUUUGAUGUUCACGAUGCUGUAAAGAAGUUAGAGAAGCUUGGCAUCGUUCAUCGGGAUUCGAUUGGUAGAAUCUUAUGUGCUCCAUUGAAGCGUGCCAACGAAAUCAUAGGCACCACUACUGAAGAAAUGGUGACGCGAGCACAACAGAGCCCUGCUUCUUAACUGUCACCUCAAAUGAAAUGUAUUUCUCUGUAUAAAAGCACAAGCCAGAACUGAGAAGGCCAAAUCGACAUUCAGUCGUUCACCAUGUGUGGUACGAAAUCAGGAUGCACAUAUCCAACCCAACAAAAGUUCCAAAUAUUUCGACACUCCAAACCAAAUUGUAUGGUCUAGGCGUGUUCACAUAUGCAGGAGAAACUGGAGGUGUAGAUUGCUGCAUGCACCUUGCGUGGUUUAUGUAACAUCCCAAAUGUGACAACUCUAUAUAUUGUUAUCAGUUUGUCUAAUUCACAUUUAGAUGUUUUUUAA